Molecule: messenger RNA, 1308 nt
Organism: Phodopus roborovskii (desert hamster)
Lineage: Eukaryota; Metazoa; Chordata; Mammalia; Rodentia; Cricetidae
Product: BTB/POZ domain-containing protein 10-like
Exons: 1
Coding region: 37-1308 (423 amino acids)
Biological process (GO): positive regulation of phosphorylation
Cellular component (GO): cytoplasm
Source: RefSeq, a predicted model, not a curated record
UCACAUGUUGCUAAGGAAGAAGUUGACCACACCAAAAUGAGUCUGCAUGGUGUUAUUGGAGGGCACGUACGAACAAGAAACAGAUGGGAGUCAAGAGACAAAUCACAAGAUUUAUCUCAUGAGCAAGCAGAGUCUCAGCUUACUCCCUGUAUUCGAAUUGUGACUUCACUAACACAACAGCAAUCUGUUGAACAUGGAAAAGAUAAUAGUCGUCCUCAAAGAACAUCACCAAAUGGCUCCAUGAGCAGUGCUGGGAAUAGCAGCAGAAAUAGUAGUCAGUUGAGCUCAGAUGGUAGCUAUAAGACAUCUAGGGAGAUGGUGUUUGUGCAUGAGAAUGCAAAAGAAGGGGCUCAGAAUGUGAGAAAAUCUGAGCCAGUAACACUGAUAGUGGAUAACACCAGAUUUGUUGUUGACCCAUCCAUUUUUACUGCACAGCCAAAUACAAUGUUGGGCCGCAUGUUUGGAUCUGGCCUUAAACAUGAUUUCACAGUACCCAAUGAGAAGGGAGAAUUUGAAUUGGCAGAAGAAAUUGGUUCUACUGUGUUUCAAGCUAUACUGGAUUACUACAAGAUAGGAAUCAUCCGCUGUCCUGAUGGUGUAUCUAUUCCUGAGCUGAGAGAAGCAUGUGAUUAUUUUUGGAUCUCUUUUGAAUACAGUACAAUUAAAUGUAGAGAUCUCUGUGUCAUUAUGCAUGAGUUAUCAAAUGAUGGCGCUCGUAGACAAUUUGAAUUUUAUCUGGAAGAAAUGAUCCUUGCUCUCAUGGUAACAAGCACCCAGAGUGGGGAACGAGAGUGCCAUAUAGUGGUGCUUACAGAUGAUGAUGUAGUUGACUGGGACAAGGAGUAUCCACCACAGAUGGGAGAGGAAUAUUCACAAAUUAUUUAUAUCACAAAAUUAUAUAGAUUUUUCAAGUACAUUGAAAACAGAGAUGUGGCCAAAUCAGUUUUGAAGGAGAGGGGUCUUAAGAAGAUUAGACUGGGAAUAGAAGGCUAUCCAACCUACAAAGAAAAAGUAAAGAAAAGGCCAGGAGGCCGCCCAGAAGUCAUUUACAACUAUGUCCAAAGACCCUUUAUUCAAAUAUCCUGGGAGAAGAAGGAAGGAAAGAAUCGGUAUGUCGAUUUUCAGUGUGUAAAGAGUAAAUCUAUCAAAAACCUCGCAGCAGCUGCCGCAGACAUUCCCCAGGACCAGGACCAGCUGGUAGUCAUGUGCCCUACUCCACAGGUGGAGCUGGAUAUUCUCCCCAGCCACCCUGCAUUGGGCAGUAAUGACCUCAAUGCUGAUGCACAGAAUCCAUUGCUGUUAUGCUGA